This is a messenger RNA of Fraxinus pennsylvanica, 1419 nucleotides long. Lineage: Eukaryota; Viridiplantae; Streptophyta; Magnoliopsida; Lamiales; Oleaceae. The record is from the annotation of a GenBank genome assembly.
AUGAUAUCCCAUUUUAGAACAGAUCUUGGAAUAAUAUGUGCAUUCAUUAUAUGUAUUUCAGCAGUGAAAUCCUUUCAUGAAUCUGAUAAAAUAGCAAAUUUGCCUGGUCAACCAAAGGUCAGUUUCCAGCAAUAUGCUGGAUUCAUUACCAUUGAUGAAAAGCAGGAUAGAGCCUUUUUCUAUUACUUUGUUGAGGCAGAAACAGAGCCUGCUUCAAAGCCUCUUGUUCUCUGGUUAAAUGGAGGGCCCGGUUGUUCGUCUGUUGGAGCUGGUGCUUUUUGUGAGCAUGGUCCAUUUAAACCAAGUGGGAAUGUUUUGGUUAAAAAUGAUUAUAGCUGGAAUAAAGGAGCAAAUGUGUUGUACUUGGAGUCACCUGCUGGAGUUGGUUUCUCCUAUUCUUCCAAUAAAUCUUUCUACGAAUCCGUCGACGAUGAAAUGACAGCACAAGACAAUCUUAUUUUCCUCGAGAAAUGGUUCGACAAAUUCCCAGAGUUCAAGAACAGGGAUUUUUAUAUCACAGGAGAGAGUUACGGAGGACAUUAUGUUCCACAACUUGCCAAUCUCAUUUUACAAUCCAAAGCAAAGUUCAAUCUCAAAGGAAUUGCUAUUGGAAAUCCACUACUGGAAUUCAACACAGAUUUUAAUUCCAGAGCGGAAUUUUUUUGGUCUCAUGGACUAAUAUCUGAUGCCACUUAUGAACAAUUUACCAAAGUUUGUAACUAUUCUCAAAUUAGAAGGCAAUUACAGAAUGGAAAUCUUACACCGGUGUGCUCUCAUGUGAUAAAUCAAGUUUCAGCAGAGCUCGGUAAAUUUGUAGACACAUAUGAUGUUACUCUUGACGUUUGUUUGUCAACAGCUUCUAUGCAAUCUGAGGUUCGAAAUCAUUUGAAGGAUAAGCCAAAAAUAGAUGUGUGUGUUGAGGAUGAAACAACUAUGUACCUGAACAGAAACGAAGUGCAGAAAGCUCUCCAUGCUCGUCUUGUAGGAGUCGAUCAAUGGACUGCUUGCAGCGAGGUUCUACAUUAUAAGAUGCAAGAUCUAGAGGUACCAACAAUUGGCAUUCUAGGAUCCCUUGUCAAGUCUGGUAUUCGCGUGCUGGUCUACAGUGGAGAUCAAGAUUCAGUUCUCCCACUGAUGGGAACUCGAACACUGGUUAAUGCAUUGGCAAAGGAACUGGGACUAAGCACAACAGUGCCAUAUAGUCCUUGGUAUGAGGGAAGACAGGUAGCUGGAUGGACACAAGCAUAUGGAUACUUUUUAUCAUUUGCUACCAUAAGAGGAGCUUCUCAUAAAGCUCCGCAUUCUCAGCCAGAGAGAUCACUUGUUCUGUUCGAUUCAUUUGUAAAUGGACAGCGACUUCCACAGGUGAAUGGCAUGACACAGGAAAGAAAUCCAUUGACUCGACUCACCCAAACCUGA